Molecule: messenger RNA, 3527 nt
Organism: Cercospora beticola
Lineage: Eukaryota; Fungi; Ascomycota; Dothideomycetes; Mycosphaerellales; Mycosphaerellaceae
Gene: BEM1
Product: phosphatidylinositol-3-phosphate-binding protein BEM1
Biological process (GO): conjugation with cellular fusion
Cellular component (GO): cytoplasm; mating projection tip
Molecular function (GO): phosphatidylinositol binding; protein binding; protein-macromolecule adaptor activity
Source: RefSeq, a predicted model, not a curated record
ACGCACGUCGUUGGCGGUGGAGAUGGGCGAAAAGAUGCUGUGGAUGCAUCAUGUGGGCGGGCUGUCUAUUCGCGGUACUGGGUCGACGAGUAGAGACCCUUCGUCGGCAUGUUCGAGAGGGCGUUUGCUACACUUCUUCCUCCUCACCUGCUGUCUUCUGUCCCUUGCCUGGCGCAAAUAAUACUGUAGUUCUACUGUACCGCACAAAGCCGCCGUCGCUGCAGCUAGGACGAGUUGCAGUCUGUCUCCCUCUGCGAUCGUCAUCGGCGCACCCACCCACAGUCGCUUCAUCGAUCCGCUGCGUCACUUGCGCUGCGAGCCUCCACCACCAAACGACGCUUGCCCCUCCAGCUGAGGAGUGCGGCGUGGUCGAAACUCCGCUUGCUGAGAUACGAGACACCCGGCGCAUCGUGCCAUCUGCCGGCCGUCCUGGACAAAGAGCUGCCUGUCGCCUCAUCCCAUCAUUGAUUGUUUGUCCGACACACGUCUGUGACAGCAACAUCCUCGGAGCCGUUAUUAAGGUUCACUCCAGAGGGGAAACAAAGUCACACCACGAAAAUUGCACGCUCACCACACGAGAGCACACGCGCCUGUCAUACCAGCCCGACCAGCUGUCUCACGCGGAAUCGACGACGUCGCCCUCUCGUUGCUCCGCCCCGCCGCCGCCCCGUGCGACUCGACGGGACGCGCUUGCCCGUCUGACUGCCCAACGCGAUCGACCGCCCCGAGCAGCGAGCAGGCUGGGAGCGUGCUGAGCCACUUCCCGAUCCAGAUCCCAGCAGCGGGAUAUUGCAAAGGCCUCUGCUCCCACGCGCCCUCCGCCCACCGCGCCCACGUCCGCCGCCGACUCCUCGCGCGCCCGCAGAUCGCUUUGAGCGAAGCUUUGCCGGCGCGGCGACAUCCGUGAAGCAUCAUGAAGUUCCGGAGAUCGAUCAAGAGCGACAAGCACGACUCGGCCAGUGCCCGAGCGGCCGCCAAUAUAUCCAUACCGCAAAAGGACGCCAUUGCGAUUGAGCCGCCCAAGAAGGUCAUCAAGGCCAUCUACGACUACAAUGCCCCGCCUGACACUCACAUGUACCUGUCCUUCAGCGCCGGCGAUUUUCUGCAUGUUGUAGGCCGCGAACACGACUCCGACUGGUACGAAGCCUGCAACCCCCUGCGGAACGAGCGCGGGCUAGUGCCCGUCAAGUAUUUCGAAAACGUGGGAAAGACGGUCAGAGACUCGGGUGACUCCUCCAAAUCCCUCACAAGCGCGACCCACGACAGCGGCUACGCCGAGGGUGCAUCACCGCCGAGCAUCACCUCUGCACCUCGCAUGCCCAUGCCCAUGCAGACCAAUGGGGCAUCUGCACAAGGCCAUCGGCCGUCAAAGUCGUUUGGCAAGUCGCCGGCAGGGAUCUAUGGGAUCGUGGCGUAUGACUUCCAUGCGGAAAGGCCAGAUGAGCUGGAUGCAAAAGAGGGAGAGGCUAUCAUCGUCAUUGCACAGUCGAACCCGGAAUGGUUCGUGGCGAAGCCCAUAACACGGCUUGGUGGGCCUGGACUGAUACCGGUGUCGUUCAUUGAGAUUCGAGACAUGGUCACAGGGAAGGCAGCAGAAGAUCCGCUGGCGGCGGUCAAGGCGGCUGGCAUACCUCGAGUGGAAGAGUGGAAAAAGAUGGCGGCCGAGUACAAAAAUACAAGUAUACCGCUGGGCACCGUCUCACAGUCGACUGUGGCUUCAAUGGAUAAUGCCAUGAGCAGGUUGAGUGUGCAGCAAAAUGGGACGCAGCAAGCCAAUGGCUCCAUGCACUCCAGACAAGCCAGCUUCUCAACACAACAACAACAGAACAUGUUCGCACCCGUCCGAGCAUCCGUGCCUCGUUAUACAUAUUCGGACGACAAGUUUCACUUCAUUGUGGAAUGCAAACUAUCAAACAACUCGCAUUGGGACCUGUCGAGGAUAUACGAGGACUUUUACGAAUUACAGAUCAACAUGAUUAAUGCUUUCCCGGAAGAAGCAGGACAAGUACCUGGCAAGCCGAGAAUACUACCAUAUAUGCCAGGACCGGUCAAGUAUGUGACGGACAACAUUACGGAGGGACGAAGAGCGAACUUGGACGAAUAUUUACGAGAUCUGUUGCGACUUCCGCAGCACAUUAUCUAUUCUUCGCUCGUCAGGGCAUUUUUCGCACCUCGAGAGGGCGAUUAUGAAGUCGACCCUUCAGCGGUGACUCUAGACGAACAUGCACGACCGAACGAAGGAACGCAACGACACUCCCAAGCCAGCCAGAGCAGCGCACAAUCUGGGCCUCAAUUUUCAAGCCAGCCGGGCCAGGCACGAACACAUCAGUACACGCAAUCCCAACCCGUCAAUGGUUCCUCUCAUCGACCCUAUCCUAGUCAAGCUUCCGCUUCCUUUACACCUGCCCCUCUCGCCCCUCCCAGCGUCUCCCGCCAACACACCAACGUCUCCCAAACCACUAUGGGUAGCUCCUCUUCCACCAGCGCAGUUAAAGUCAAAGCCUGGUUUGAUCGCGACACAUGUGUCGUCAUCCGCAUGCCGGCUCGAGGGCAAUUUGGGUUCGAAGAUCUGCGAAAGAAAAUCGUGGAAAGGAGGAAACUGGAAUUUGGCGAUCAGGCGGAUGUGGUGGAAGCGGAAGAUCUGGACAUCGAAUAUAGGGAUGAAAGGGAUGGAGAGUAUUAUCGACUCGAGGGCGAUGAGGAUUUGGAUAUUGCUGUUGAGCGGAAUGAGAAGUUGACGCUUGCUGUGAGGGCUGCGGCGGGGCCGCCUGGGGGAGGGGAUUAAGAAAGAAGAUGGGAAACAUCUUUCCCCUUCGCCAUGCCGUCGCUGCUGUGGUGUGCGGCGUUCGACUGUGCGGAAUGUGUUGCUGUUGGAUUUGGCAUUUAGGGGUUCGUUCCUUUUUUUGGUCUGGGGUUCUGGGGUUUUCUGCCUGCGUCUGGGGGCUUUUCUGAGAGCAAGAAAAACGAGUAUACCCUUUUCCUUGUCGGUCUUGUUGUUUGGUUACUUGCUCUUGUCUUUGGUCUGGUGUUGAGUCGAUAUUUAUCUUUUUCUGGAUCUAUCAUCGGCAUUUUCCUGUCCUGUUUCUCUACGGAGGUCUGUGAUGCCCUGCCACGAGAGCUGGCCGGGUGGAUGCUUUGAGUCGGUUGAGAGUCGUGGCGAUUUGUGGACAUGAUGGGGAAUGAAGAGAGGGAGCGUAUCACUGGAUCUGUCACAGUGUGUUAAUCGGGGAGAAGGGAUGACGGAGGAAGAGAGAGAGUGUGUGUGUGUGUGUGAGCAAGUGAGGAGACAAGUAUGAAGGUCAUGUUGGGGUGAUUGGGAAGUAGUCGCUGAGUUGAGCAUGCAUGCUUUUGUUGGACGUGACAGAAUCGCGAAUCUGUUCGAGACACAUGAAACUUGUUAUAGCACAUCAUAGCUAUGAGUUUGUUUGCUGGAAGGAGGAAUUUGAUACGCACCCCGAUGAGUGAGUAAUGUGUUGAAGAGAAAGACCAAUGUAUCAUUGCUUUUUGAGGUUGUGAUUUACCUAGGC